This is a messenger RNA of Linum tenue, 3748 nucleotides long. NCBI's taxonomy places the organism in Eukaryota, Viridiplantae, Streptophyta, Magnoliopsida, Malpighiales, Linaceae. The record is from the annotation of a GenBank genome assembly.
AAAGAAGAAAAAGAGUAUAACUAGCAAAAGCUGCGCGCCACUCAAAUGUGGAAGAAUUUCUGAUUGUGGAUUUGAAACAAACCAGCCAUGGCCCUGAAGCUUCUGUGGCCUCCUCCACCUUCUCCUUCUUCUUCAGCUCUGUCGCGCCCAAAUUCCUUCUUCUUCUCUUCCACUUUCGUUUCUAGUCCCACACCCGUCUCCAGGACGCUUGAUCACCUCUUCCAGCGGCGAUCGAAGAAGCAAGGUUUGAGGCGAAGACCGGUGAGCGCUUGCCUGAAGGUGGAGCAACAGCAAGGAGCCGCAACGGCAACGAACCAGUGGGGUAAAGUUUCUGCUGUGCUUUUCGACAUGGAUGGAGUGCUCUGCAACAGCGAAGAGCCCUCUAGAAUGGCGGCCGUGGAUGUCUUUGCUGAAAUGGGUGUUCAGGUCACGGUGGACGAUUUUGUGCCGUUCACUGGCACUGGUGAAAUAAACUUUCUAGGCGGGGUAGCGAAUGCUAAGGGAGUUGAUGGGUUUGAUCCGGAGGCAGCCAAGAAGAGGUUCUUCGAGAUCUAUCUGGAUAAGUAUGCAAAACCCGAGUCUGGGAUUGGAUUCCCAGGUGCUCUUGAACUGGUUACUCAGUGCAAAAGCAAAGGCCUCAAAGUAGCUGUUGCUUCUAGUGCUGACCGUAUAAAGGUCAAUGCGAACUUGGCUGCUGCUGGUUUACCUAUUUCAAUGUUUGAUGCUAUUGUGUCGGCAGAUGCUUUUGAGAAUUUGAAACCAGCUCCUGACAUUUUCUUGGCCGCGUCAAGAAUAUUGGAUGUUCCACCUAGUGAGUGUCUUGUGAUUGAAGACGCAUUAGCAGGUGUACAGGCUGCUCAGGCAGCAAACAUGAGAUGCAUAGCUGUGACAACUACCAUGUCCGAAGAGGCUAUGAAAAAUGCUGGUCCCUCUCUCAUCAGAAGCCAGAUAGGAAGUGUUUCACUUGAAGAUAUUCUGAGUGGUGGAUCUGAUUCCUAUAAUGAGAAGAUGCAGCAACCUCAGGUUCUGCAAUUUUCUGUACAGAAGUCCGAAGCUGUUGUUACAGACAGAAUGCAAAACAGCCCAAUCCUUAACGAAGAAAUUGCUAUCAGUGACAAGGUUUCCUCUACUGGCGGGUUGCAGGGUUCUCGGCGUGAAAUCAUAAGAUAUGGAAGUCUGGGAAUCGCUUUGUCUUGUCUCUAUUUCGCUGUCUCAAACUGGAAGGCAAUGCAAUAUGCAUCCCCUAAAGCGAUAUGGAACGUGUUGUUUGGAGUCAACAGUCCUUCUUUUGAAAAGGGUGAAAGUGCAGGUACACCUCGGUUCUCUAGAGUCCAACAAUUUGUCAAGUAUAUAUCUGAUCUAGAAGCCAGGGGAUCUACUACCACAGUCCCUGAAUUCCCAUCAAAACUUGAUUGGCUUAACACAGCUCCACUUCAAUUUCGCAGAGAUUUGAAGGGAAAGGUCGUGCUGCUGGACUUCUGGACCUACUGCUGUAUAAAUUGUAUGCAUGUGUUGCCAGAUCUAGAGUUUCUGGAGAGGAAGUACAAAGAUAUGCCGUUUACUGUUGUUGGGGUACAUUCUGCUAAGUUUGAUAAUGAGAAGGAUUUAGAAGCCAUAAGGAAUGCAGUUCUACGCUACAAUAUAUCCCAUCCAGUUGUCAAUGAUGGAGAGAUGUAUUUGUGGCGGGAGCUAGGUAUCAAUUCAUGGCCUACAUUUGCUAUUGUUGGUCCUAAUGGAAAACUUCUUGCACAAGUAGCUGGAGAAGGCCAUAGACAGGACCUUGAUGAUUUGGUUGAGGCAGCUCUUCUCUAUUAUGGCAAGAAAAAGAUCCUGGAUAAAACCCCAAUUCCACUGAACUUGGAGAAAAAUAGGGACCAACGUUUUUACAAUUCGCCUUUGAAGUUUCCUGGAAAGCUGGCGAUUGAUGUGCUUAACAAUCGACUAUUCAUCUCAGACAGCAACCACAACCGUAUAGUGAUAACGGACCUGGAUGGAAACUUUAUUUUACAAGUUGGUAGCACAGGAGAGGAAGGACUUCGUGAUGGUUCCUUUGAGACUGCAGCCUUUAAUCGCCCUCAGGGUCUGGCUUACAAUCCGAAGAAAAAUCUCCUUUAUGUUGCGGAUACAGAAAAUCAUGCAUUGCGGGAGAUCAAUUUGGUUGAUGAUACUGUUCUCAACUCUCCAUGGGACGUAUGCUUUGAGCCGGUGAAUGAGAAGGUUUACAUUGCUAUGGCUGGGCAACACCAGAUAUGGGAGCACGACACUAUGGAUGGAGUUACUAAAGUGUUCAGUGGUGAUGGUUAUGAGAGGAAUUUGAAUGGCUCAGACUCUAAGAGUACAUCAUUUGCUCAACCCUCUGGGAUUUCAUUUUCUCCAGAUUUGAAGGAGCUUUACAUUGCUGAUAGUGAAAGCAGCUCCGUCCGGGCCCUUGAUCUGAAGACAGGAGGAUCAAGGCUACUAGUUGGUGGAGAUCCGAUUUUCCCUGAAAAUUUGUUUAAGUUUGGAGAUCAUGAUGGAGUAGGAUCUGAAGUACUUCUUCAGCAUCCCCUGGGUGUAUAUUGUGCCAAAGAUGGUCAAAUCUAUAUAGCAGAUAGCUAUAAUCACAAGAUCAAGAAGCUAGAUCCAUCAACUAGACGAGUUACAACAAUUGCUGGAACAGGGAAAGCUGGUUUCACGGAUGGAAAAGCAAUAACUGCUCAGGUUAGAAACUGCUUUACAAAAUGUUUCUUUACUGUAGGUAAACUGAUCAUAGCUGAUACAAACAACAGUGUUAUCCGGUGUUUGGACUUGAAUAAAGAAGAACCCGAACUUCGUACCCUGGAGCUGAAGGGCAUUCUACCUCCCGCUUCGAGAUCUAGAUCGUUGAAACGUCUAAGGAGAAGAGCGUCAGCCGAUACACAAAUAGUUAAAGUCGAUGGAGUUUCGACCAAUGAGGGAAAGCUGCUGCUUAGAAUAUCAUUGCCCGAGGAGUACCACUUCUCGAAGGAAGCUAGAAGUAAAUUCACGGUCGAUGCUGAACCUGAAGAGGUGCUGUCCAUCGAUCCCUCGGAUGGAUACCUUAGCCCGGAAGGAACUGCUGUCCUCCACUACAAGAGAGCUUCCUCCUCAGUUGCAACCGGGAAAAUAGGGUGCAAGGUUUACUAUUGCAAGGAAGACGAGGUUUGUUUGUACCAGUCGCUCAUGUUUGAGAUACCAUUCCAAGAAGAAAGUCGAGAGUCUACCGCGUCAGAAGUCACACUCGCUUACCUCGUGAGGCCCAAGGGAACAACUGGCUUGCAGCUACCGGUUGCAGGCUAACAGCAAGGGCAGUUGGCAUGUAUAUAUAUACUGUAAGAUCCCUAUUACAGCUUCCUCUCUUUCUCUGUUUCUUAUCACAUCCUAAUAGAGAGCCCCAUCAAUCAGAAUGAACAUUUGAUUGCUUGAACAUAUGAUGAGACAAGCACCAUAAAAGAUGUCAGAGUUAAACCAAAUAACCUCUUGUCAUUAGAACCCAAUUCGUUUUAUGUUAUCGUGUGAAGAAAAGUAAAACCCAUAAUUUUCUUGAUGUUUGGUGUAUAACUGUAUCUAAUGUUGUGUACUUGUGAGAAAUGUCUUAGCUGAGGGAGACAGGGAGAAAGGUCAAACGAUGCCUGACAUACUGUUAUACGUUAUCCAGUUUCUAGAACUAAUAUUAGGUUUAGGGUUUCAGGAUUGAAAACUUUGUUUAAUGGGACUAAUGAUUAUGUGGCUUUGAUUGAAUGCUUAACGG